Molecule: messenger RNA, 8073 nt
Organism: Equus caballus (horse)
Lineage: Eukaryota; Metazoa; Chordata; Mammalia; Perissodactyla; Equidae
Gene: MTMR8
Product: myotubularin related protein 8
Biological process (GO): RNA processing; phosphatidylinositol dephosphorylation
Cellular component (GO): nucleus; membrane; cytoplasm
Molecular function (GO): RNA nuclease activity; protein binding; RNA binding
Source: RefSeq, a predicted model, not a curated record
GGGGACGGGAGUUUGAGCCAGGACAGGGAGGGAGGAGGGUAGGAGCCCGGGUUGGGCAAACUCCGAGACAGCAAGAGCAGUGGUGGCGGUGGCAGUGGCAGCCGGAAUAGCACUGAGGACUUCCGGUAGCGGGAACCCGAGUCAUGGACCAUAUCACGGUGCCCAAGGUAGAAAACGUGAAAUUGCUGGAUCGUUAUGUGGGUAAGAAACCAGCUAAUGGGAUUCUGUAUCUUACUGCAACCCACCUGAUCUAUGUGGAGGCUUCUGGUGCAGCCCGGAAAGAAACAUGGAUUGCACUGCAUCACAUUGACACUGUGGAGAAGUUGCCUAUCACUAGCCUGGGCUGUCCCCUGAUUCUCCACUGCAAGAACUUCCGGGUGGCCCACUUUGUCUUAGACUCCGACGUUGUGUGCCAUGAGGUUUAUAUUUCACUGCUCAAGCUUUCUCAGCCAGCAUUACCCGAAGAUCUAUAUGCUUUUUCUUAUAAUCCCAAAUCCUCAAAAGAGAUGAGGGAAAAUGGAUGGAAAAUGAUUGACCCAAUAUCAGACUUUGGGCGUAUGGGAAUACCCAAUAGAUACUGGACCAUAACAGAUGCCAACAAAAACUAUGAGAUAUGCAGUACCUACCCUCCUGAAAUAGUGGUUCCUAAAUCUGUUACCUUGGGAACGGUGGUUGGAAGUUCGAAGUUCAGAAGUAAAGAACGUGUACCUGUGCUCUCCUACCUCUACAAAGAGAACAAUGCUGCCAUUUGCCGCUGUAGCCAGCCUCUGUCUGGAUUUAACACUCGCUGCAUAGAUGAUGAGCUCUUGCUAGAGGCCAUUAGCCAAACAAACCCAGGGGGCCAGUUUAUGUAUGUUGUAGACACAAGACCAAAGUUGAAUGCCAUAGCCAACCGAGCAGCUGGGAAGGGGUAUGAAAACGAAGACAACUAUGCCAACAUUCGCUUCAGGUUCAUGGGCAUUGAGAACAUCCACGUGAUGCGGAGCAGCCUGCAGAAACUCUUGGAAGUUUGUGAAUUGAAAACUCCAACAAUGAGUGAAUUUCUUAGCGGCCUGGAGAGCUCAGGGUGGUUGAGACACAUUAAAGCUAUUAUGGAUGCUGGAAUUUUCAUUGCAAAGGCAGUGAAGGUAGAAAAGGCCAAUGUCUUAGUCCAUUGUUCUGAUGGGUGGGACCGCACAGCACAAGUCUGCUCUGUGGCCAGCAUCCUCCUAGAUCCAUUCUAUAGGACAUUCAAGGGACUCAUGAUCCUGAUAGAGAAGGAAUGGAUAUCCAUGGGCCACAAGUUCUCUCAAAGGUGUGGCCACCUGGAUGGGGACGCUAAAGAGGUAUCCCCUAUCUUCACCCAGUUCCUAGACUGUAUCUGGCAAUUAAUGGAACAAUUUCCUUGUGCCUUUGAGUUUAAUGAAAACUUCCUGCUGGAGAUCCAUGACCAUAUUUUCUCCUGCCAAUUUGGGAACUUUCUUGGAAACUGCCAGAAGGAUCGGGAAGAUCUGAGAGUCUAUGAGAAAACCCAUUCUGUGUGGCCUUUCUUGGUUCAGAGGAAACCAGACUUCAGGAACCCUCUCUAUAAAGGCUUCACUAUGUAUGGGGUACUCAAUCCUAGCACUGUGCCCUACAACAUUCAGUUCUGGUGUGGGAUGUAUAACCGCUUUGACAGAGGGCUGCAGCCCAAGCAGAGUAUGUUAGAGAGCCUCCUGGAAAUUAAGAAGCAGAGAGCAAUGCUGGAGGCGGAUGUGCACAAACUGGAAAAGAAACUGAAAGGUCAUGAUGAGCCACCAGAAGUCUGUACCUGUUCUCAGUUAGGGAAUUUAUUAUCUCAGCAUCUGGGAAGUCCUUUGACCAAUCCUCUUGGCUUUAUGGGUAUCGAUGGAGACCUGAAUACCUUGAUGGAGAAUGGUACCCUGUCCAGGGAAGGAGGCCUCCGAGCUCAGAUGGAUCAAGUAAAAAGCCAGUGUGCAGAUCUCUACUGUGACUAUUGUGGAAUCAUGGGCAGCCUUAGGGCCAUAAACAUUUCUGGGGAUGUGGGCUUCUCUGGAGACACAGGCAACUCCAAGGCCAAGGGCAUCUCUGGGGCCAUGGGCAUCUCUGGCAACUCAGGUAUUUCUGAGGCUAUGGGCUUCUCUGGGGACAUCAGCAUCUCUGGGGCCAUGGGCUUCUCUGGGCACAUGGACAUCUCUGCGGACAUAGGCAUCUCCAAGGCCACCAUCAAGGAGGCAGACUAUUCCAAGCAACAGUAAGCUACUCAUCUGCUUCCAUACUAGGUGCGCUUGCAGCACCCACAAUGAUCCUUGUUCCAAAGAAGGUUAUGCUUUUCCAGUUGGUUUAAAUGGGUGAGACCAGGGCACCUCUCUUCCCAUUAAAAGUCUGGAAUGGGAUUUAGGGCCUUUACUGAUUAAGUGACCAGUAUAUGCAAGCCAAGCAGCCCAGAACAUAGGCAAAAGAAAGAACAUGUUAUUGUUCUAGAAUGGGAUUUAACUUUAGAAAUGUUGCCUUUCAGCUGAGAUAUUAGGCUGGUUCCAUUAUUCCAUUUUUUUUUUAAAUAAUCAGCCUCCUCUACUUUUCCACCCUCAUUGCUUUAGCUUGAGAACAAAGUGGAAAUAUUGUCACAGUGGAGAACUAAGAUGCUGUUGAGGGGAUGGAGAGACAGUGUGUGGCAGAUAACUGAAUUGCAGAAGGGUUUAAAAGAAAGUUUUACUUCCAGUUAUGUUUAGUCAUAGGAUGUAAGCUAACAUUAUUGCCAAUAGAGACCCCAACAUUUGCCUGAGAAAUAAAUGAAAAUGAUCUUUAACUCUUAGCAUGGGCGCAUGGGUGCUUGGUGGUUUAGAACAUAUAAGGAAAUAGUUUUAUUAAAUUACAACACUUGUUCUCCUCAACCCACAGCCCAGCUAGGUCUUGUAAUACUCACUUAGUCAACUCCUUUUUUCACAGAUAGCCCAUAGGUAAACUUGCAUCUGCUACAUUCUAAAAUGAUCAAUUCCAAAUUAGUAGGGUCUGAAUUAAUAACAUUGAUUAAUAGUUUCUCAACAUCAGAAGACAACUGAAAAUCUCAGUGCUUUAGACCCAGGCUUACACGUGGCCUAUUUGCCCAUCUGAGUUUUCCUUCUUAGGUAUUUUUAUGAAGACCAGUGGUUUUGCUUCUCUAGGCAUGACAUCAGGUUUGUAGAUUUUUAGAUACAAUUGGCACUACUUUUAAAAUCUAGUAGGUUUAUCACCUUGUGCUAAUGUACACUUUGGGAAAACAGUUCAUUCUUAUAGCAGGCCCAAAUACCCCUGGGAGAAGAUAUGUGUUCCUUGUUGUUUAAACACUAGAUUUUCCCCUUGGGGUUGAUACACUUGCUGUACACUUUCCUAUUAGAUAUUCAGUUAUGAUUUACCCACUUCCACAUGCUGGAGUCAGGUAGGAUUCAGGAAGUUUGGGUCAUGCAAUAUAUUGUCAACAUUUCUGUUGCCAACAGAAUCCAGAUCCUCACCUAAGAUGUGUAUUCCAAAUACUCCGUGCCUGGUUUAAGCUCAAAAAUGAUAUGCGUUAGUGAAAGAGCCAUCUCUGUUACUGCCACAUCCAGUUGUAAACACAAACGUCUCUAAAGGAUCACCUUAUUAGUUACUUUUCUUUGUAAGAAAAGAAGUGCCUUUUAAUUUAAGUGUUAGAAGUGGGAGAGAAGAACCAGGAUAGUUCCUUUAUUUCUUACCCCUAGCUAAACUGUGGACCAGAAAGAACCUUCCUCUUUAGAGGAAGAACUCUAAAUCAUUUUGGUUGUCUUUUUUUCAUAUGUAAAUUGGAGCCAUUUUUCUACUUACCUCCUCUUGGUAGCUGAUUUAAUUGUGUUUUUAAAGAACUAAUUCAUUUGAGUCUUUUACAUUUAUAAAUAUGGGCCAUUUUUCUACUUACCUUUUCUUGAUAGCUGCCUUGUUUCUGUAAUUUUAAUGGACUAAGGUGAUUUCCUAUUGUAUCUUCUUUGUUCCCCCUCUUCCCACAAUUUGGUCCUUGGCUUAUACAACCUAAAUCAUCAGAUGUUGCCAGUUGUUGUUUGACUCUUACUUCUGGAAAAAAUUGGGAUUUGUGCAAAUAAUUUUGAUUUGGAGGCUUCAUCUAACCCUGGUUUUGUGAAGGAAGUUGUCAAAGAGAAUGACAGUACUAAUCAUCUGCCACAGUUGAAUCUAUUCUGGGUCUUGCUUUAUUAAACCCAGGGCUUUCUCCCAUAUCUCAAUCUGAAUUUUACAAUCUAUUAACUAGCAUGAUAUUCCAGAUAUAGUGUGUUAAGGUUGUUUUGGGGAAAGGAAAAAGACAAAUGGCAAGACAUAGUAAUCUUUGCAAAUAAAAUUACUAUCAAAGGUUUAUUUCUACAGACCUGUACAAGGGCAGCACAUAGUACCAAACCUUAUUUCUUAAAUCCAAAACAAAAUUAAUCAACAGUGAAAAGGUCUUUUCAAUACAGUUAUAACCUGAGAAGUGGUAAAGAGCCACACUGGUAUUUCCAAAAGCAAAAACAAAAUUUUCAAAAAGGGUGUCUUAUUUUGUUAAUGAUCUAAGUCCAUGGAAUCAAUUUCAGCCUAAAGAUCUGUGAGGUCAAUUUGUUUGGUCUUUUAUUAUUUUUAUUCUCCAACAUGUUCCAUUGUUGCUUGUAUAUAACAUACAUGGAGCUAAGGAAAGCCUUAUGAAGAUCCCCUAGUUACUCUUAACACCAAACACUUCCCUGUUUCACAGUUGGGUUUGAAAUUCUGAGAGAAGAAAAAAGUUCAGUGGAAUCCAAAUAUUUAUGUACUGGUAGAAAUCCAGUGGCUAUCAAUAGUCAGGAGCCUAGCAAUAGAGAAUAGACUCCUGAAGGAAAGUUGCUAGGUGUACUAGAAAAGAUGAUCUAUUAAUGGCUUUCAUUUCAUACCUUCAUAUAGCACCUAUGCUGUAAAAGAAAUGUUACUGUCCUACCCUUCCAGUUCCCUGAGCAGAAAUUCCAUUCUCAUGUGACUGCCCCACUUAAAUAGGAAAGCAAUUAACCCCUUGCCACUGUCUCAUCCACUAACCUGACCUCUGCCUGUUUUCUACACAAGUUUCAUGGACCUGGGGUCACUACUUCUCUUUUCUAAGCAUGAGGCAGGCCCUGUGCCUGUGUUGUGGCCAUGCUCAGAUUCUGCACACCUUUUUUUUUUUUUUUUAAAUUCAUUAGUUAUUUCUUAGUUUAUAGAAUGACAGAUUCCUCCUGUUAAUAAAUAAAAUAACCAAAUAACCAACCUCAGUUAACAGCUAGUGGUCUGACUUUUUAAAGAAUAGAUUCAGGGAUAUGGUUUGCUAUAUGAAAGAAAACCUGAAACUCUAUUUAGAGCUAAGAGGGCAAGAAUGUAAAGCUUAUGGUGCAUGUACUGGGCACAGUUAUCUUUGGAAAGUCACCCUAGAAAUUGUGUUCAGUUACUACCAAGUCAGUUGUCAUUUCCUGUCAACAUGUAUGGACACAUUUUGUCUGAGACACACCUCAUACUUCACUGAAAGUAAGAUCUUUCCCUGAACCCUUCUGACCCAAAAGAAUCCAAAUCUUUUUAAGGGGCGCUUUUCAAACCAAAUUGCUAAAUAUUUAAGCUUGACCCAAUUUAGCAGAAGGAGAAGUUUAAUAACUAUGUCAGAUCUUUGUUACAUACUGGCUUUUAUUAAACACAUAACAUCUUUUCCUGAUGCUAUUAAACUCUGAUAUACCACCAGGAAAUCUUUCUAGGAUAGCAUUUCAUAAAAUGGCUUUUUUUCAAACAGUUGCACAGGGAAAUGUAAAUUACCUUUAAGAAAAAUACUUCUCUCAAAAUGGGUAUACUAUACUUUAGAUUGGUUUGUACCUAGAAAGAUUGUUCUCACUUUCUCUCUUAAUUCCCAGUGUGUAUGAUUUAGUGAUAGCUGUUGUACCAAAUCUUUCCUCCACCCUCAGGCCACUCCCUCCCAGAAUUCUAUGUAUAGUACAGGCAGAUAGGAUUCCAACCAAAUAUGUUUACUUUCUUCUAAGUGCCAAAUCGAGACCUGACUUUUGAUAUAGUCAUCUAAAAUAAAACAAAAAGUAGACAUGGAUUAAGCCUUAAACUUUUCCCUUUGGGCUUAUUUUUCUUAUAUAACGUGAAAAAAAAUUCGUUUGGCUAUUAGGUGACACCAAACAGACAAAAGACAACAGAAAAGAUUUGGGGUUAUAAAGGACUAUUAGUUUGUUAUCGUUUUAAAGGCAGUUCUGUUUUCAAAGCAUUUGAUGGCAGCCUGGAAGCUUUUCCAAGGCAAAAAAGAAAAGCAAAAAAAGUAAUGUUCAAGCCAUACUGAACAUGUCUUCUCUGAUACCCUGGCUGUGAGACCAACAGUCUGUGCCUUCCCCUUAAAUAGGAAGUAUUGGUUUUGUUACCAAUCAUGGCAGCCCAUGUCUCCUUUAGAUGUCAGUGCAAGUAAAAGCGUGUUACAUGCUCUCAUUUGUGACUUGUCUUCACAAAAGGCAAGUGUGCUUUAAAAGCAAGUGUCUGCUUUAGGCCCGUGUGUCUUGCUGGGGCUAAACAAAAACAUGUUCAGAAUUUGGCCAGUGUGAAACCAAAGUCCAGUGCUCUGUCCCUUGGUGUUUUCUAAAGCUUUGGGGGGAGGGGACUGAAAGCCUCUUUCUCUUCCAAAGCUUUAUUGCCUUUCAACCAUUUGUGUAGCUUUGUACUCUGACUCUUUAGAGGGCCCUACACCAGCCCUGACAGAAGAUCAGUUGUGGAAAAGGUGAGUCGGGGAGGGCAGGAGGGAAGAGAAGGUAAAACAGAAAUAUACCUGGCAAGUUAAGCAAAGGAGCAUAUGCCAGUCCAGGAUGACCAGCAUUCUAGUUAUUUAAGAUUUCAUGUGGUCCAGAAAAUGUCCUCUUUUCCAGGUAGUACUGUGGCUGAUGUAUUUUCUUUUAAGGCUAUCUUUUACAUUAGCAGAAACUCUUUCAUUAAGAAUUCUCUGAGUUGCGUAUUUUCUUUGUCAAGACUUUUCUCUGAUAGGGUAUGUGGUCCUGGAUCUUUUUUUCUUUUAAAGGGUUAAGGAUGGUGGGUGGUAUUCUCUUCCCUUAAUAAGUCCCUAAGGCAGAUGAGUCUUGAGCCCCUUCUUUGCCUCUUUGUAGCUGAAACAUCAUUGGACCCCUCACCAGUAAGGUGAGAAUAUGUACACCAAAGUCACUAGGUGUUCACUGUUCAAAUACCAAUGUCACUGAUCCCACCUCACAUGCAAUUGGACACACUGGUUCACAUAAAGUAUCUCCACCAUCUCCGCCUCACUCACAUUUGCAGACACCAUUGUUUCUGUAAUUUGUGAAUGCCAAUAGGCAUGCAGAGAACAUAUUCUAGCUCUGAAACAGAGCAUGUUCUGUAUUCUAGUUAACAGUGCCUCAGGCUUAGGAACAGCUAACAUGUUCAGUCUUUUUGGAAUGUAGCUUAUAGUAAGAGUAUUUAUGUAUGUAUAUGUGUUUACUCUAACUUUAGUAGCAUGUAGUCUCACAAGUCAUUUGGGCAUUCAGAUGAAGAGAAUUUAUCUAAGAAUAAAAAUCUCUUUUAGUGCUAGACCUCUAACUUUGAUAUUGUCCAGCUAAGUGCCAUGAGGACUUUAAGGUAUGUUAAGCCAGAGAUAACAAACCAAAGUGAUGGUGAAACAAUUGGCCUUUUCCCUGGGAUGUAUUGAUCAGGCAGCUUUAGAAGUAGGAUUCAUUUAUAUGACCAAUGUUGUCUGUAGUGUGUUAAUGUUAGCCACACGUCUGCUUUGGACAUCAUGCACCUGAUGUAUAAAUCAGAAUACAAGCUGCGUAGGUUCUUUGAGAACCUGACUUUUCAUUAGCCCCAGGUUUAUAGAAUGACACUGCCACAGCAGUUCAAGUCUGAACUUGCCAAGGUACAACAGUAUGUAUGAUUAACCUUAAACUUCCUGUUGUGUGUUAUCUUGAACCUGUCAUACCACUGGGGUAUGGGUGUGUGACCCCAUCAGGAUGUUCACUGCCAUUUGUUUAGUCCAGGGCCAAAUUGCUCACUGGCCCCCUUCUACAGUUGUGUUCCAGUUUGAAGAUGUUUGGUUGAUACAGUUUUUUGGUCUAAAAUUAAAAACCUUCAAUCUUU